AUAGAACCUUUCUUUGCUCAGCUUUCAUCAGCGUUUUUGACUAACAGUCAAAGCAAAUACAAUAUCCCCAUGUCAUAUUAACAAAUAUUGAGAUAGGCGCAGUAGUGAUUUUGGCUCAAAUUGCUGGCCUUUAUUGUAAUGGCAGGUAAUGACACCGAGAACAUUUUACCAAAGAGCAGCUCCUUUUUCCCACUUCCUUGCCGGAAGUUAUCUUGUUUACAUUUUCCAAGAUGGCGGCGGGAAUGUAUUUGGAACACUAUUUGGAUAGCAUAGAGAACUUGCCAUUUGAAUUGCAGAGGAACUUCAACUUAAUGAGGGACCUGGAUCAACGUACAGAGGAUCUGAAGGGGCAGAUAGACUCCUUGGCAAAGGAGUACACAUCCAACGCUAGGACCCUCUCAUCUGAACAGAAGCUUACCAUUCUGAGACAGAUCCAGCAGUCAUACAGCAAAAGCAAGGAGUUUGGGGAUGACAAAGUACAACUGGCGAUGCAGACCUAUGAGAUGGUAGACAAGCACAUCCGGAGAUUGGAUACAGACCUGGCCCGUUUUGAGGCCGACUUGAAGGAGAAGCAGAUAGAGAGCACGGACUAUGAUUCCACCUCCAGCAAGGGAAAGAGAAAUUUUGAUAUUUCAGGUGAGUCCAGGGGGCUAAAAGAAAAGAAGGUGGCAAAAACCCGGUCCAAAGUGAAGAGCUCUGAUGAAGAUGGCAGUCCAAAGACCGCCCAAAAGAAAGUCAAACUUCUCCAACCGGGCGAGUUCACUACUCCUGCUGCCAACUUUGGGAAUGUGCAUCCUUCUGACGUGCUGGACAUGCCAGUGGAUCCCAACGAGCCCACAUACUGCCUCUGUCACCAGGUGUCCUACGGGGAGAUGAUUGGCUGUGACAACACAGAGUGUUCCAUCGAGUGGUUCCACUUUGCCUGUGUGGGUCUGAUGACCAAACCAAGAGGGAAAUGGUAUUGUCCACGCUGUUCUCAAGAUCGAAAGAGGAAGUAAAACUUUAAGCCACAGGGGCCAACCGAUAGUCAAUUGUAAAGCCAGGAUGCUACGUUGGUAGGGAGCAGAAAGGAACAUUAUCCUUUUUGUCCACUUGAUAGUAUUACAUUUCUCAGUGUUUUUGCAUAUAAUAUUUGGUGCUUUCUUUUUUUGGUUUCUUUUACUUUUUAUGCCUUGAUUUAAUGCAGUGUGAAGGAGAUAUAUGUGGUUACAGAUGUAUUUAAAUGUCAUGUUUCAAAUGUUAUGGAAGUUGUUACUGAUGAAAGUUGCUUGUUGUGUAUCUUUUCCAGUUUUUUUUGUGUGACUGAACAAACACUAAUAUUUUUAGAGUGGUAUUAUAGUAUGCAUUUGACUACAUGUGAUUGGAUUAAAUUGGAUUGCUGUACAGUAGUUGAUGCAUUAUUAGGCAAUGGAGAACUGUUGUGUACAAGUACAGGUUGGUUACUUAAUUUGCUACUAUAUACUUUGUGCUCUCUAGAACGCUCCUAGCCUGAAAGCGUAAAGAACAUUUUCAUUUUAGACACUAGAGUGUUUAUCUGUUUGAUAGUAAGUUGAUUGAACAACAUGUUACUUUUUUUUAUUUUACAUUUGGUUGUACUGGUAGUGAAAAAGAAUCACAAGGGAAUAUUGUCAAUACUGUAGCUGACACAUGGUACAUGUGGGGAAAAUUGUAUUUUCAGUUUGAAUACAGCUACUACCUCAAACAUU
Messenger RNA from Esox lucius (northern pike), 1706 nucleotides. Its product is annotated as inhibitor of growth protein 4. Gene Ontology annotation, biological process: regulation of DNA-templated transcription; positive regulation of apoptotic process. NCBI's taxonomy places the organism in Eukaryota, Metazoa, Chordata, Actinopteri, Esociformes, Esocidae. Gene Ontology annotation, cellular component: nucleus. The transcript is spliced from 8 exons. The coding region runs from base 231 to 998 and encodes 255 amino acids. The record is from RefSeq and is a predicted model, not a curated record.